AUGGCGACGAUGAUUCCAGGACUCCCUGCGGCCUUCGAUGUGGAGCAUAACCGCAUGGAAGACGUUUUUGCGUCCGUAAAGGGCCGUGCUGUUGGCAGGGACGACAACGCACUUUCGGCGGAAGAGGCAUGGGUGCAGCAGGAGCUGCAGCACUACGAGAGCCUGUACACGGAGCAGCAGGAGCUUGCCGUCUGCCUCGUCACGUUCAACGCUGCCUGCAAGAAGCCACCCGCAAACUUGUCCAGCCUCAUUGCGUUGAACAUGACGGAGGACCCCAGCAGACCCGUGGACCUCGUCAUGGUAAGCCUUCAGGAGGUUGACAUGGGGGCAUCCGCCAUGCUAAAGGAGGAGACCGAGGCGGCAACACCGUGGAUUGCGGGACUGCACGCCGCGAUCGGCGCAGACUCCCAGACGGUAGGCAACACCCCAUACUACGCCUUUCCACCCAAGCAACUUGUUGGCCUCUUGCUGUGCGUCUACCUGCGGCGUCAACUGCUUCCCUACAUGCAGGACAUGUCGCUCAUGACAGUUGCGACAGGGGCGCUGGGUAGCAUGGGAAAUAAAGGUGCCAUUGGUCUACGGUUUGCGCUGCACCGCACAAGCCUUUGUCUUAUAAAUGUACACUUAGCUGCCGGACAUAGCAACGUCCUGAAACGUAAUGCAGAUGCAACCACUAUAUUCGAGUGCAUGGAUUUUAAUGCGCAGAAGCGGCAGGCGUUGAUUGCUGCGAUAGGGGACGGGUAUAUUCCGCCCGAGUACAUGGAUCAAAGCCCGGAACUGCGUCCGCAUGAUCACGAUGUCCUCAUCGUCUCUGGGGACCUUAACUACCGGGUGAAACUGAGUUAUGAGGAGGCUGUUGAGCUGUCGCUGCGUCGCGACGUCGCGCGGCUGCUGGCGCACGAUGAACUGGUGUCCGAAUUAACCAACUCGCACUCACCUUGGUGGGGCUUUGUGGAUCUCACCCCGACGUUUCCCCCAACGUACCGCUACGAUCCUGGGACGAACAUCUACGACACGAGUGAGAAGCAGCGUGUUCCGAGCUACACGGAUCGUAUUGUCACUUGGACAAGACGCAAGUCGCACCAUAAGCUGAUUCGUCUGGAACGUCUGCGGGCACUACAGGAUAUACUUAGUAGUGAUCACAAACCCGUGCAGGCGCUGCUGCGGCUUCCGAUACUCUGCGAGGUGGAGGAAAAGAAGAAGAGUGUCACGCAGUCUUUGCGAGACCGCAUCACGCAGGUGGGCUUAGAUCGCUCUAGUAGCGCAAAAACGACUAUUACCUCGGCCCUACUGGACUUUGGUGUGCAGCAGUUCUACGAUUGCGGGGCCCGCAACGUCUUGACCAUCACUAACGUGGGGGAAUGCGUGGCGCUGGUAAAGGUGCUCCGGCAGCGUAAUCAGGACCUCAGUGAGGGGGCGUGGCUGCGGGUGUACCCAAGCAACUUCUCCAUCCUCCCUGGGGAGAAAAAGGAGGUGGCGGUGGAGUGCCAGCUGCACCCGCGCUGCAUGUGGUGGAUGAGCCGUUGGCGUCCCUUUGAAGGCCGCGGCCGACUGAGUCUUUCAUCCAUGCUCUUGGUGUUCGUCAAUCAGGGACCUGUGCACCUGGUGGAGUGCAGCUGCGCGAUUAUGCCGAGCGUGUUCGGUAACAGCCUGGAGAAUAUCUCGCUUCUCGGGAAUGAGGUGUGUCUCACCGCCUACGGUCUCGAGGGAGACUUGGAGCAGCUGCGCAAGGUGCUUCGGCCGCAGCUGCCAAAGGAACUCUGGUUCCUUAGCGAGGCGAUUUACGAGCGUGGGGCACGGCAGCCGGACCUCUUCACGGAGAACGGGUCUGCCGAAACCUGCACGGCAGUCAUGCGCCACCUCGACACCCGUUGUGAGCCGCUGCCUGCCGAGUUUGACAUUCAGUCUGUGGCCACCUGCUUUAUUACGUUUCUUCAGUCGCUGCAGGAGCCGGUGGUGCCGUUUGCGUUGUACGCGGCGGCCAUUGCGGCUGGGAAGGCGGGAGGCAGAACACCCCUUGUGUUUGUGCAACAGCAACUUCCCCCGCCGCAUGCCAACGUUUGGAUCUACGUGUGCGCUUUGCUUGCUUUUCUCUUGCGGCCCGUGAAUGCGCGCAGCAACGGGCUCACGCCGAGAAUUUUAGCGAAGCUCUUCAGUGACGUGUUGCUUGUGCGCCCAGGCGUCUGGAUUCAUGACGCCGCCGGUAGCAGAGCACAGCCGCAGAGGGGCAUUGCCCCAACACCUCAUGGCGUGGUCACCUCGCAGUCGCUGCGCCAGCAGCUGCAGCAAGAGAAGGAGCACGCGAUGAGUCUCAUCGAGUACUUCCUCGUGCCGCAGCCAGAGUUGCUUCGCUGA
Molecule: messenger RNA, 2355 nt
Organism: Trypanosoma conorhini
Lineage: Eukaryota; Euglenozoa; Kinetoplastea; Trypanosomatida; Trypanosomatidae
Product: putative inositol/phosphatidylinositol phosphatase
Exons: 1
Coding region: 1-2355 (784 amino acids)
Biological process (GO): phosphatidylinositol dephosphorylation; signal transduction
Molecular function (GO): phosphatase activity
Source: RefSeq, a predicted model, not a curated record